Arachis ipaensis is the source of this 1426-nucleotide messenger RNA. RefSeq lists its product as uncharacterized. Gene Ontology annotation, cellular component: tRNA (m1A) methyltransferase complex; nucleus. The record is from RefSeq and is a predicted model, not a curated record. Lineage: Eukaryota; Viridiplantae; Streptophyta; Magnoliopsida; Fabales; Fabaceae. Gene Ontology annotation, biological process: tRNA methylation. Gene Ontology annotation, molecular function: tRNA (adenine(58)-N1)-methyltransferase activity.
CCCUCUUCCAGCAGUCCGUUCCGCCAUUCUUCCUUUCCCUGAGCUUGAAGCGGCGAUUUCAAUCCAGUCCGCGCAGCUCUGCCGUCAUCGUCGCCCUCACCUCGUGCUCGCCUUCCAGUUCUGAUAAUUGUUCCUUGUGAUUUUGUUGAAAGAUUCUUAAGGACUUUUAAGAUGCUGGCAGUUGAUCCUGCAAAAAAAUUAUCUUUCAAUCGAUUGAUUAGCAAUGGUGAUUUGGUUAUAGUUUAUGAAAGGCAUGACAACAUGAAGGCCGUAACUGUGUCUGAAAGUACUGUACUGCAGAAUCGAUUCGGUGUUUUUAAGGAUUCAGAAUGGAUAGGAAAGCCAUUUGGGUCUAAAGUAUUCAGCAAUAAGGGUGGUUUUGUAUAUUUGUUAGCUCCAACACCAGAGUUAUGGACUCUAGUUUUAAGCCACAGGACUCAGAUUCUCUAUAUUGCGGAUAUUAGCUUUGUUAUCAUGUACUUGGAGGUUGUUCCUGGUUGCUUGGUUCUUGAAACUGGCACUGGAAGUGGAUCUUUAACUACUUCACUUGCAAGGGCUGUUGCUCCUACGGGACAUGUCCAUACGUUUGACUUCCAUGAGCAACGAGCUGGAUCGGCCAGGGAUGAUUUUGAGAGGACAGGUCUAAGCAGCUUAAUCAGCGUGAGAGCAAGGGAUAUUCAGGGCGAGGGAUUUCCAAGUGAAUUUGCUGGCUUGGCUGAUGCCGUAUUUUUGGAUCUACCCCAACCGUGGCUUGCUAUUCCUUCGGCUGCAAAAAUGUUAAAACAAGAUGGUACAUUAUGCUCGUUCUCCCCAUGCGUUGAGCAAGUACAGCGAUCAUGCGAAACUCUUCAAAACAGCUUCACAGAUAUAAGAACAUUUGAGGUGUUGUUACGCACAUACGAAGUUAGAGAAGGGAAAAUGGAAAACCUUAAUGGAGACAACAAUGGUUCUAAUGGUUCUCUCCCUUGCAAGAGGAGGCAACGUUCCAAUGGAAGCUAUGUGCCGGACAGUAUUGUUUCUUCCGUUAUGGCUAGACCUUGUGGCGAAGCUAGAGGUCACACAGGCUAUUUGACAUUUGCGAGACUUAAAUGGCUCUGAUGAAGAGUGCUACCAUGUCCAUCCAUUUUUGUAGCAAGGAAAAUAGGUCAAUCUUAGUGCCUCCAUUCAAUUUGGCUAUGUGCAGAGACAAGGAUAACGUAGAGCAUUAAUCUAUUGUGGAAGUGCGGCUGUGCGGGUUUUCAAUGGGUUUGACUGCUAUUGACCGAUUUAAAUGCAUAAAUGAUCUAGUUAGGCUACAGUAUUACUAGUUUUUGACCGGUUCGGUCUAGUAGUUUUGAUACUAUGUAUUUUUUUUAGUAGGAAUCGGAUAUUUUUUUUCUUUGAUUUGUCUUAAUUAUUAUAUUUAGUUAUAAGGUAGAUUAUUCAA